GGCGGCGGCGGCACCGGCCCACGGAGCCAGUCUAAGAGGACGCGGUAUAAGCUCAGUCAGUCGUCGUGUUCGGCUCGGCUCAUUCGGCACGACCGAUCCCAGCUCCCGAUACACACGCUCGCGCGCAACCUCCGGGCCUUCUCGACUCCGCGCGCGCGAUCUCGAUAUAUUCACUUUUUGUUCGCGAGGCGAGGAAUGCUGUAGACCGCGGGCAAGAUGACCUCGACCGAGGAAAUGAGCGAACUGCUCGCCGGGUUGCCGACCGCCGCGUUCGAGGGGCCGACCAACGACACAGCCAACGACACGCUGGCGGGGGCCGAGGGCGACAUCAACCAGUUCUACUUUUACGAGACGGAGCAAUUUAUCGUCAUGUGGCUGCUAUUCAUCCUCAUUCUGGUCGGCAACUCAGCGGUUUUGGCAGCACUUCUACUGGACAGGACGAGAGCAAAGUCGCGCAUGAACUUUUUCAUCAUGCAUCUUGCCAUAGCAGACCUGAGCGUCGGCCUAAUAAAUGUUCUGACGGACAUCAUCAGCAAACAGACCGUCUCUUGGUACGCUGGGAAUGUGGCUUGCAAGUUUAUCAGAUUCAUGCAGGUUUUAGUAACGUACGCGUCCACCUACGUACUCGUCGCUUUGAGCAUUGACCGCUACGAUGCAAUCAGGCACCCAAUGAACUUCUCCGGCAGUUGGCGGCGGGCUCGCAUCCUCAUCGCCACUGCAUGGAUGCUGAGUGCCCUCUUCUCGGCUCCAAUCAUGUUUCUCUUCGAAGAGCGACUUGUGCAAGGCCAGUUGCAGUGCUGGAUCGAGCUUCCGGAGCAGUGGCACUGGCAGCUGUACAUCACUCUGGUGGCGGUGGCGCUUUUCUUCAUCCCCGCGUGCAUCAUCACCUUCUGCUACGCGGUGAUCGUGGCCACAAUCUGGGCACAGGGAAAAAUCCUCGGCGCCCAGCCUGCCAGGUCUACAAAGGUUUCCAGAGUCAAGACGCCCACCAGGACCAACGGGCACGCCGAAGAGGAAGCAGACUGCAGGCGCGCUAGCUCGCGAGGCCUCAUCCCGCGAGCCAAAAUAAAAACAGUCAAAAUGACACUCGUCAUUGUGUUUGUUUUCAUCAUGUGCUGGAGCCCAUACAUCGUGUUUGAUUUGCUUCAGGUGUACGGGCAGGUGCCGCGGACGCAGACCACCACGGCGGUGGCCACGUUCAUCCAGUCGCUGGCCCCGCUCAACUCGGCGGCCAACCCAGUCAUCUACUGCCUCUUCUCCUCCAGCAUCUGUCGCUCGCUCAGAAAACUUCCUCCUUUGGUUUGGAUUCCGUUUUGCCGGCGGGGCACCGAGUCAAUCCCGCCUGGCGCUCUGAGCAGUUCCUCAGGCUGGAGAGGCGGUCCUGGUGCGCCUGGCAGCGGCGAGAGCACGUCGCUCAGCGAGCUCGCCUCUCGAUCCUCGAGCAGCAAUGCGUAUAGUCGCUCCACCUGUAAGGGCUCCCCGAGAACCAUCGCCGCAUCUAGGCGAAUGCUUUAAAUCGGCAAACCCCAACAACACAGAAAAAACUAAAUGUCCUUUAAAUUAUUUAGGACAUGAACAAAAUUUAAAUGUAUGAUGGUAUAACUUUUACACUUUCAUGUACGUGUAUAUUUAAAGAUAUUUAUGAAGACAAUACCAGUACGCGAGGAGAAUUGUACCGGAUAAAUAUUUAUUUCUGUAAAAAUAAUAUAAUGUAUUUUAAUAUUUGUACACUUAGUGAAGAUAGAGAACAAAUGAUGAGCUAUCUUCUACACCUAAGAGAUGGACUGUACGUUGCUAGAAGAGCUUGCAUGCUUUUAUUUAAAUUGAAUAAGACUGAUGUAAUAAUUUAAGUUGAAUUCUUAUGGUUUAUAGGUACGUUCUUGACAAAAACUCGACAAGAAUGGUGCCAAGUCCUGUAAAUGAAAAUGUUCAGCGUAUUGUUUAUUAGUGUUCUCCAUUUAAUUGUGUCAUUAAAAUAUACAAAUAACGGGUGAUGUGAUGUCUGUAUUGUUUCAAUGUUUGGUGUAAUUACGAUGGAAUUGAAUCAAAUAUAUGCAAAUGACUGUAGAAGAGUUAGUGUAAUAGGUGUAUAUUUGUUUAUUGUCUAGCAUAUUAAACACUGAAUAAAUGUUUGAUGUUGAAA
Molecule: messenger RNA, 2143 nt
Organism: Cloeon dipterum
Lineage: Eukaryota; Metazoa; Arthropoda; Insecta; Ephemeroptera; Baetidae
Product: cardioacceleratory peptide receptor-like
Exons: 11
Coding region: 217-1515 (432 amino acids)
Biological process (GO): neuropeptide signaling pathway
Cellular component (GO): plasma membrane
Molecular function (GO): neuropeptide receptor activity; vasopressin receptor activity
Source: RefSeq, a predicted model, not a curated record